This is a messenger RNA of Colletotrichum costaricense, 1665 nucleotides long. Its product is annotated as HET domain-containing protein. Lineage: Eukaryota; Fungi; Ascomycota; Sordariomycetes; Glomerellales; Glomerellaceae. The record is from RefSeq and is a predicted model, not a curated record. The coding region runs from base 1 to 1665 and encodes 554 amino acids. The transcript has a single exon.
AUGGAACCAUUCCAAUACGAACCCCUCGACCUUGGGUUGAGGUCAUUUCGACUCCUCAUUCUCUAUCCAGGAGGGGGCGAGAUCAGAUGCGAUAUAUUCCAAGCAAGCCUCGAACCUGACGAAAUCAUACCCUACGAAGCCCUAUCCUAUGCAUGGGGCUGUACUGACCUUGUCGAAUCUAUUUCCGCUAGCGGGAAGAGACUGCCCAUCACGAGAAACCUCUUUUCGGCAUUGACCCAUCUGCGGACCGAGGAAGCGAGGAUACUCUGGGUGGACGCACUAUGCAUUGACCAGAGUAAUCUUGCCGAGCGAGGGCAUCAGGUCGGACACAUGGCCGGCAUUUACAGACAAGCGGAGCAAGUUCUCGUCUGGUUGGGGCACUCGACGCAAGAUACAAUACUUUUGAUGGACGCCUUGAAUAAGUCACGGCGAGAAUCAAGGGAUACGGAAGGCAACGCCUCAUGCCCGGUUUUGCCAUUGAACCCAAGCUUCAUUGCGAGUCAUCUCGAUAGGCUCCGAAAGGCUUUAGAGCAUCUCUUGGAACAGCCAUGGUUUACGAGAGUCUGGGUGCUGCAAGAAGUCUCUUACGCCCGAAUGGUGCUGAUAUGCUGUGGUCAUCAAUUUAUCCCAGCUAACAUGUUCGUUCUGGCCAUAUCAGCCGCCGGGAUUGAGCUCAAUGACCAACAGAGGGCCUUACUGGAUUUAAUGCCGAGUUCAUCCAACAAGUCAUCAGCGAGGAAAAAGACUCUUUAUACACUCCUCCUACAGUUCCGCUCGAUGCAAGCAACGGACCCACGCGAUAUGGUUUACGCCUUGCUUGGCAUAGCAUCCGACACACAACACGGUACUGCGGCAACGCUGCUUUCAGCAGACUACUUGAAGAGUGAGGAGCAACUCAUACGUGAUUUGGGAGCCUACAUUCUUGUAGGCGAUACUGAAUCAUGGCUAUCGCCGUGCUCUGACAUGCUCGUAUUCCUCAAUGCAUUAUCAGCCUUGGCAGCUGACAGAUUGGUCGAUCUCGUGGUUGCCGGUCAUGUCGGAGACGCUAAAUUGAUUUGCCAUAGACUUGGGUUAUCGAAACCCGAGGUGACUCCUAGCGCUGUGUUGCACCUCAAACGCAGAUGUGAGAUUUCGGGGUUAAAUUCGGCUUUUCGAAAACUCCUUGCUUCAAGAGCUCCAAAACUCGCUUUCAGCAUGGAUAGUCUUAUUGCUAUUCUUACUUCGUGCGACCUUCCCACCGCAGUUUUCCUUAUGAAAAUGCCUGAGGAUGGCCUGUGGAUCACCAAAAAGUUGGUCAGAGCGAUACGUGAAAGAAAGAAUGUUCGGGCGUUGCGUUCGCUGGCAGCGAGAGCACCGGUGCGGCAAGUAUUCUUCGAAGAACUGACGCAUUGGGGUAUCCCAAUCACGCAGGAAGCUUUCAUCGCGAUUUUGUGUUGGUUAGGACCAAAACGAACCGUGGAGAUUGCGAACGGCCAAUGCAACGCAUUCAAGGUCGAUCAAAAGCUAGUGGAGGAGACUAGAUUGCGUUUUCCUUUCGAGGCAGUCAGGGACUGGUUUGAAGUUAUGCUAGCGAGUGAUAAGAUCGAGUUGCGUUUUGACACUGAACAAUUCUGUCGUCAAUUCGGCUCUGGCGCGUACGUAGCUUACCCUGCUACGAAUGCCUAG